Messenger RNA from Astyanax mexicanus (Mexican tetra), 6469 nucleotides. RefSeq names its product SH3 domain containing 19 (gene sh3d19). Gene Ontology annotation, molecular function: protein binding. The record is from RefSeq and is a predicted model, not a curated record. The transcript has 19 exons. The coding region runs from base 211 to 3084 and encodes 957 amino acids. Lineage: Eukaryota; Metazoa; Chordata; Actinopteri; Characiformes; Acestrorhamphidae.
UCUGUUUUGGACAGGGCAGCACAGCAGAGCUGAUCUGAUCCCUCCUCUGCAGUACUGCAGUAACUAUGAGAGAAGGUGUGAGGACAGUUGUUGUUCAGACAGUAGCAGAAAGUUAGUGAGGUGUUUUAACUUGGUAAAUCUGUGAGUCUCAUUCAGAACUAUCACACUUUCAUUUAUUUAAACUCUGCUGAACUGGAGCUGGAGGAUCUGAUGGCUGAGGGGAAAAGGGAGGAGGACCCUGAGGGGCUGCCAGGUGGGAGAGCUCUGUUAAGAAGCCGAUCUGCUACAGAUCGAACUGAAAGAAAUAAACCAGAACACUUGCAUUCAAGCCCGGGGCCACUAUCUUCAAUAAAAGCUGCUUUUAAAAGAACUUCUGUGAGAUCACACUCUCAGGGAGAAGGAGGGAGAGAGAGGAGGCGCCCAGAGAUAACCAUCCUCUCUGUAGAGCCGCUGCCAACCACCACCUGGUUCCCAGGGGCAUCUGGGGGAUUUCCUGCACAUGCCCCUUCCUCUCAGCCUGUCUGGGAUGGAGGGAUUCACAUCUCUGAUCAACAGCCCCCACCAUCCUAUGACCAGGUGAUUAAAGAGAAGACUCAGGAAAAGGUCGUGACCCCUACAGCUCCCCCACGCCGUUCACACACCAACACAGCCGCCACUCAGACCGACUGUGUGGAGGAGGAACGCUCUCACGCAGCACAGUGCACACGAGCUACAGUCUCAUCUGUGGGCAAACCCAAAAAGCCCCCUAGGCCAACACCCCCCAAACCACCACCAGGCAAUGCUCCAGGACCUACAGUGGGCCCAGAUCCUGCUGCUGACACAGAUACAGCCACAUUACAGCCAAACUCCACUGAACCUUCACCAAGGCCACGCCCAGUUCCCCGCCCUCGCUCCAAACUGAAACCAGCAGACCAGCUUCAAGCGUUGAUUCGACUGCAGGACAGUAGUGAUGGUGACCCUGUGACCUCUCAGGAGAAUGAAUUACAUCCGUCUGGAACAUAUUCGAAAGAACUUCUAGAGGCUUUCGAUUGUGAUCCUGAGUUCACACUGCAAGGCACUGAAGAAAACCAGGAAAACCAGAGCCCACAGUUUGAAGAGAACCUGACUGAGAACAUGAACGGCCAUCACAGUGACCGCAAUAUCCGGGCAAGGAUACAGGCCUUCGAGAGCCAGAAUGACACAAGCGAGGCUAACGCUCCACUUGCACGACCUCGGAACAUUUACUCCAAGUUACCCAUAGGACCAGCUAAACCAUUCCUCGCUCCUCGGCCCUCUCUCAGUAAGAAACCUGCCGAAAAACAGCCUGCAGAAACUGCUGAAGAUUAUUAUGAGGAGGUCAACAUCUCUCCAAUGCCACCACCCCUUGCACCAAAACCCCAACUCCCCAGAAAGCCCUCCUUCAGCCCCAAAGAGGUGCCCAAACUCCAGCCACUGGUUAAAUCAGCACUCCUACCCCCUCGACCUUCGCUGGUCAGAUCAAAAACCUUAGACUCUCAGGAAGGUGAUUCGGUAGGUCUUUUUAAAGGUCCUCCUCCUCCAUUGAAGCCUAAUAUAGAUCUACUCAACAUAAACAAUCAUAACUCCACUGCUCUGCUGAACACCGCUCAGACACUCGCCACAGUCGGGAACGAAUACACCGACUCUCCUAUCAGUCAAACUCCAAUUAAACCAGCUCGUGGAGGAGGAUUAUCCAGUGUGGCAUCCAACGCACAAAAUGUGAUCAGGAGGCCCACAGUCAUCAGAGUGCCCAGCAAAAGUCAGGACGAAGCCUUCGAUUUUCCUCCUCCUCUUCCAGUUCAGAAAGCUGUAGGGGGCCUCAUACCUCCUCCCAAACCUACACACAAGGAGUCUUUCCGUAGUGCUGCUGAUCUGUCCUUGCCGCCACGACGCAGUGGAGGUAAAGUGCCUCCUCCUCGUCCCCCUCCAGCUAAAACAGGCCCAGCUCGGCCUCCCCCACCACGGAGCAACAGUGUCCACCUGCCAGUCUCCCACAAGGAGGAUUCACCACGAUACUCACCCCAACCGCUCCACAAACAGAGCCGCAAAUCACAGAAGAAAGGCCCGGUGCUUCCUCCAAGACCAAACCCUGGCCAUUGCCUCUACAACACAUAUACUCUGGAAGUCCCGCAUGGUGUUGCUGAGUUUAACUACAACGGCACCCGGACAGGCGAGCUGUCCUUCCAGAAAAAUGAAGUGCUGGUUCUGCUAAACCAAAUAGACAGCAAGACGUUCGAGUGCCAAGUGGGAGAUGCGAAAGGAACAGUGGAGAAAUCUCACAUGAAGAUCAUCACACCGCUAACAACCAGCUAUAAUAAUAACAGCAGCCACAGUCAAGCAACAGUUCAGGAGAGAAGUUCAGAUCAGGCUUUUGGUCAUGCGGUGGAAAAUGGCACUGUCGAGGUUCAGGCUCUGUUUGACUUCACUCCAGAGGGUCCAGGAGAGCUGGCACUAAGGACAGGAGACGUGGUGACCAACGUGGAGCAGGUGGACAGUGAGUGGUAUCUGGGUGUGUGCAGAGGGAUGACUGGCUUCUUUCCCAUCAACUACGUUAUACCAAUGAAACAGUCUGGCCCACCUGCUCCUGCUCCUGCUUCUGUGAGAAAAGUACAGCCUGCACCUGAAACUGUGAAGGGUCCCCGGUGUGUGGCGAGGUUUGAUUUUGAAGGGGACGACAGUAGUGAGCUGUCGUUCAGUGAGGGCGACGUGAUUCGGCUGUGUGAGUAUGUGGAUGAGGAGUGGGCUCGAGGUGAACUCGGCGGCAGAGCAGGAAUCUUCCCUCUGAAUUUUGUGGAUGUGCUGGAAGAUCUUCCCCCGUCAGCUGAACAGAACCACACCAGGAUUCCUCUGCCCGGCAUGGCUGCCUCACCCAGCGUGCAGACCACACCCACAUCAGCUCAGGUGGAAGGUGGUGCGGUGGAGUGGGCCGAGGCUCUAUAUGAUUUUAAUCCUGAAGCAGAUGAUGAGCUGGCGUUCGUGCAGGGAGAUAUGAUCCUGGUGACGGAUCACCUGGACUCAGAGUGGAGCAGUGGGAGGCUGAACGGCAGAGAGGGAAUUUUUCCCACUGCGUUUGUACACACCUGCUGAGGUACAACUUUACAUUUAUACUUUCCAGAAUCCAGAAUUUUUACCAAAUUUUUGUAACGCUUAAUUUUACUGAUUUAAUUGUAUUAUAAAGCAAGUAAUCAAUUAUUCACACCUUUUCCAAGCUUGUAAUAAAGGGUAUUUAAAAGUAUAUAAAAGAAUCAGAUCAUUUCGGAUUUGGAACUAUAUAUUUAUAUCUAUAUGUUGCUUAAAAACAACACUUAAAUGCUGACAUUUUCCUGAGAUAGAGACAAUAGUUUAGUGUGAUAUAUCUGGAACUUUUUUACUGAAUUAUAAUAUAUGUAAAAAGAGGUGUCAAACUUGGUACAAUGAUUGAUUCACCUUAAAGAAAUGUCUUAAAGUUUACAGAUUAAUCGUCCGAAAUACUGUAACAUAAGAUUCACAGCACUAAAUAAAAUACCUAAAUAUGCCUGAACAUGCAAAAACAUUACAACAGAGUGCAGUAAUGGCACUGUGAGAUAUACAGAUGAAACAUUUUACACUAACAUUCAAUGAAAAUUAAAAGGUUUUCUUCCUCUUCUUUGUAUCUUAUUCAGUCGGUACAAGAUUACAAAGAAAAAUAUAUAUUUUUUUUAUAUUAUUGCUUUUUUUCCUUUUGCUUUUAACUUUAUUAUGCACACAGCUAACCUGAAACUAGUGGAUUAGUCUCUGUACACUGAGAAAGUUGGGCUCAUGUUUAUCUUAUAUACACUGCUCCCAUCUGGUGGGGAUGGUUAGGAAGUGCAGGUCAGUGAAAGUGAAUGUGCUCUGUAUGCUCACAGUUAAUGAUGUUGAAGAACGUUGUCCAUCUGAUCCAUAAAAGGGUUCCUUCUCUUUAAAAAGAUUAGCAAAAAGAUAAAAAGAUGACUCUGUGGCCCAUGAAUCAUGAAUUCCGGUUUGAGUCCUGGAUCAUGCUGCUUUACCAUCAGCAGCCGGAGUCCGAGAGAGCACAGUUGUUGACAUUAGAGUAGGCAUGUCUUCACUCUCUAAGGGUUGGGAGCAUUGUUAAAUAGUGAAGGAAAUUUAUUAAAAAAAAUGUAUUUAAAAACAUUGGAUGUGCUGUGAACAUAUAUCAAAACAAUAUGAUCCUAAAAAAAACAAUGAAUUAUUUAACAUUUAUAUAAUUUUUGCAUGAUAUGGACCCUUUAAUACUCUUGCCAGGGUAACAUUAUUAAGGGUCACGUUUGAAUGCAUGUGUUUUGUGAUGGAAAUGUUGGAUACAUUUUAAUUUGGUUGUAAGAAUGUUGUUUUAUAUGUAAAAACAGAAGAUUUUUUGUCUCUUUUCACAUCUUAGAAAGUAGAUCAUUUAUCAGAAUUUUAAGAACAAAAAUCCAGCCGUCUCCCCUCAGCACCCCUAAAUCUCUGAUCCUCAAAUCUUCACUGCUGCACUGCUUCUGAUUUAAAUUUUUUAUAAUAUAUUAUUUUUGCUGGCUGCCUUAAUCUACAGCAUAACAGAAUCUACACCUGCACAAAUGCUUCUCUAAGAAUCUGCCUCAAAGUAAAAGACAAAAUCACUGGUUGCGUCUUAAACAGUGCCAAAAAAGGGUUUCAUAUGUUUUCAUUAGAACCAUUCUUUCUUAAGAAUUAGCACCUUUAUUUAUUAUAGAAAAAUUGAAAAAGUGCCAAAGUGGCACACAGAACAAUCACUUUUGGAUAAACAGCCGUUUGAUGGAUGAGGCCACUUUUGUUAAACUAAUCUUUUAUAUGAUUUAAAAAAUCCUCAUUAAAGAAAAGACUGUAAAGGUUCUAAGAAGCACAUUGGUUCUAUAUAAAUAAGUAAUUUUAACAUAAUCUAAAGAGUUAAUAUAUUAAAUUAACAUCUGAUAAUUUCUGUACUUAUCUCCAUUUUGGUCAUUUUUUUCCACUUUUUGAUAUAAUGUGAAUCUGACAGGUGUUUUUUGUAUUGUAUUAGAAUUUCAUACUGAAUUUACCAACAGAAAAAUAAAUAUCUUUCGUUAGAAGUUUCCUGUAAAACUCCUUUCUUUGUAAAGUUGCAGUUUGGAAAUUUGUUUUCUGUCUUAAAGUAAUGAUUUAUGAAUUAGUCAAAUAAUUUAAAGCACGAUUAAAAAUAAAAGUUUAAUAUAUAAUGAUACUUUAACACACAGUCCAGUCCUAUCACAGAGUGGGUUUUUAGGAUAUACUGAAGAGAGGGCAGUAACAUGUUAAGCUGAUACUUCAUGUUAGAAAAUAAACCAAUAACAUGACCCCACACGCAGCACAAGGAGCGGAUAUCUUCCACACCUGCAGCGGAACCAACUUUACCAGAGACUACUUGAACCAUAACCUCAGACGUUUUGGAGGACCAGAGACCGGUGGUUUGGACCACUUCCAAACUUUCACACUUGACCAAAUGUACCAAAAUCACAGAAGAAGCACUUUCUGGUGUAGAAAAUAAUUGCAGCUUUGAUUUCUCAAGUUUAGCUUAGAAAUCAUUAUACAAGAUCAUUACUGCUGUUCCUAAAUGUCAGUGCAUUGAAAAAAUGCCCUGUGGAACCAUGACAGCUAGAAGAACUAUCUGUAAGUUUUAAUGGAUUUUAUCAAGUCAAGUCAGCAUUAGCUAAGGAUGUGCAUAGUUCCAUAUGUAAAUGUUUUAAAAAUGAAAAUGUUUUAGAUUUUUCUGUGGCAUCAUGCAAAGAAAGUGUCUAAAAUGAACUUUUUUUUAUAAAGGUAUAUUUUUAUUCAUCCUAUAGAUGUUUUUCUUUUUUAAUGCAUUGUCAGGUUUGGUUUUGUCAGGAUUCUACUCAUUUUUAUCCAUGUGAAAAUGACUUCUUUGUAUUUCUGUUGAUGUUUACAGUAUUUUUGUGGUUAUAUUUGUUAAUAUGUGGAAUUAUGUCAGUUUAACACCAUAUGUGCUGAAUAUUUAACCAGUUCUUGUUCUUCCCAUAAUUUCUUUAAUAAAUUCCUCUUUAUUACUGUGGAACACUGUUCUUAUGUUUCUCGACGGCUGUAUAUCAGUGAGAAGUUUCUGGGCAUGCUCAGCAGCACUACGGCUGCGUCACUGCACAAACUCUGAGGUUUUGUUUAAAAUGGUUUAAAAUAAUUAAAUAAAGCAUUAAAUAAAAUCAUGUCAUGUCAAUAUCCACUGAUGAUGUUUAACUUAUGAGUAUUAUUUUUACAGACUGUAAGAUGUAAAACCCAAGUGCUAAUUAAUUUAAAUAAAUGAAAAUGCUGAUUGUCAUGUUUAGAUGUUUAAUUUAAGUAGUUUAGGCAGGUGAAUACUACACUACCAAAGCAUUGAGUUUUUUUUAUUCAUCUAUACAUUGUUUGCUCUGGUUUCUGUGCAGGUUUCGAAGGAGAAAUGGCUGAGAUUGUAUUUUUUAAUUCCAGUAUCUUGUCUAUAUUAAAAGAAUGUUUUUUGUAGUGGAUGCAUAUUUUGGCCAAACACAUU